This is a messenger RNA of Talpa occidentalis (Iberian mole), 351 nucleotides long. It is a transcript of the gene CUNH11orf86, whose product is annotated as chromosome unknown C11orf86 homolog. NCBI's taxonomy places the organism in Eukaryota, Metazoa, Chordata, Mammalia, Eulipotyphla, Talpidae. The transcript has 2 exons. The coding region runs from base 1 to 351 and encodes 116 amino acids. The record is from RefSeq and is a predicted model, not a curated record.
AUGGGGACCGGGCCGCGCAGCCAGUCCUUGCGAGGGCCACGGCCCUCCUACGGCAAGCUCCAGGAGCCCUGGGCGAGGCCCCCCGAGGGUCGGCUGCGCCGGUCACUGAGCCUCAGACAAGAGAAGUCCAAGUCCCCAGAUGCAGCCCCAGACGGGCCAGACGCCCCUGGUCAGGAGAAACUGAGAGACACGGAACAGCUGAUCCGAGCUCAGCGAGGAGGCAGCCGGAGGUGGCUGAAGCAGUACCGACAGGUAAGGAGAAGGUGGGAGAGCUUUGUCGCCAGCCUCCCCAGCGUGACCCUGAGUAGGCCGGCCUCCCCGGAGGAGCCCCCUCUGGCCACCACCUGCUAG